This is a messenger RNA of Cavenderia fasciculata, 6714 nucleotides long. RefSeq lists its product as uncharacterized. The transcript has 4 exons. Gene Ontology annotation, molecular function: protein binding. The record is from RefSeq and is a predicted model, not a curated record. Lineage: Eukaryota; Evosea; Eumycetozoa; Acytosteliales; Cavenderiaceae. The coding region runs from base 1 to 6714 and encodes 2237 amino acids.
AUGGCCAACAUCUUCAACACGACAGAGUACUUUAAAAAGGCGCUAGAGAUUUGUGCCAAAGACACCAAGACGUUUUUGGCAAUGUACCAAAAGAUCAACUAUGAGUUGGGUCUGUGCUACGCUACGAGCGAGACACCCAUCUACGCAACUAAAUAUCUAGAAGCUUACCUGCGCAGUCUGCUGUGCGGACACUGCGCCACUCUCCAUGUACAUACAUCUGAUUGUCUGGGCACGUCACCUGCCGAGCCACUCAAGCAUGUCAAAGAGUGGGCUGGUGUUGCUGGCGGCUGUUUGCAGAUGGCCAAAACCAUGAAGACGUUGGGUGACGUGGAAUUGUGCGUAUCGUUUGCCAAACGCGCAUGCUACGCUGCUAAAAAGGUUGGUGACCGUGUACUCGAGAACGAGUCAAUCUUGCUGCUCAAUGAGACUAGCAAGGUACAACGAGAUGGUGGAGGGUUUGCAGUACCGGCGUUGCCAGCAUCGGCGGCCAAGCUAAGUCUCCAGAAUGCACUGUCUGGGAGUACAGGAAUGGGAAUCCCGUCAUCCACAUCAUCAUCGACAACGGUGACUGCCCCCGGACUAGGGUCACUCAAGCUGCAGCUGGGAGGUCAGUCGUCGAGCACCGCCAAGGACGAGGCAGACUCGACCACGGCCGGCUUUGAAUCGGACGACGACGAGGAUUGGGACGCCGAGCUCGGAUUGGACGUCGAAGGUGAGGACAGCCGUCCCGUACUCCAACUAGCCGGUCAGUCGUCGACAGUCGUCAACAAGGACCGUAUGCCAUCACACUACCGGCUCAUCGAGAGCAUCAACAACCAAAACUUUGAGAUUGUCAAGUACCCCAAGCCAUCGUACCUCUACUCGCUCACCACUCCCGACGGCCACUCGUUUUUGCACGAGGAAGCUCUCUCCAAGUGGCUGUCGAGCCUCAUCAUCAAGCACCUCGAGGGUCAGGACCGCGCCAUUCGCGUCCUACCACAACGCGCAUCGCUCGAGGAACUUCGUAACGAGUUUGCACAAGAGUCUGGCAAGUGGAAAAAGAACACUAAAAAGUGGGCACGUCUCAAUCUCGAGUUUUGCUGCACCCUCCAUAUCUUUGGAUACGACGAGCAGUGUUGGGACACUAUCCACGCAUUCUUUUUGGAUCUACGUGAUUCUGGCGCAUCAUCUCCAUUAUCUACAUCACGUGGAAAGUCUACCUCAACAACUACAUUGAUUCCUCCAAGUAGUAGUAAUCAUCAACCCAUUUCAUCAUCUCCUUUGAGACCAUCUGUUAAUCCUACUACCAAUCCAACUACUACAACUGGAACAACUAGUAAAACAUCUUCAACGGUACCUGCACCAAGUAUAUCAGUUACACCGACACCUAUUACCGCAUCAUCAUCCACCUCUCGUCAGAGAAUGUCGAUGGAGAUUGAUGAAAAGGAUGCCACCUAUCAUUAUGCAUUGCAAAUGCUCUAUUUGGCAGGAAAACUCUGGAAGCCCGAGGAAGACGCCUCCUUUAAGCAUAUGUUCCAGGGGCUCAAGAACCUGUCGGUCACCAACGCACACCAUGUAGAUAUUAUAGUCGCCGAAACCUAUUCACACCACCUGCACCACAAAUCAAGCUCAUCCGACGAUGACUCUGACAAUGACAGCGACAAGUCAGACUCUGACGAAGAGCCCGAGCUUCGUACCAGACCCGACGAGUUUGCUGGCAAUGAAGAAGAGAAAAUCAAUCCUCUCAAUAUCUUCCUCAGAUCUUACCAACAUUAUAUUAAUCAACAAAAUCAACAAAAUAAUAAUAGUAAUAAUACUCCAUCUAAAUCACCAAUAACUAAUGCUGCUGCUGCUGGAUCAUCAUCUUCUACUUCAUUUACACCAAAACCAAUCAAUUCGAUUAAAGAAUAUUUUGAAGUUGGAUUAAAGAAUGCAAUGGUACGUGCAUUGACAGAUAUUCAUUUACAUUUGAAUGGUAUAUCUCCAUUGACGACCAAGUCUCUUGGUGACCCUAUCAUGGAUGUUAAUGUACCAGCCAAUAUGACGGAUUUGUUGGAUGCCAACUACCGUAUGAAACUGUUGACCGAUUUGUAUCUAGACACUCCACCCACAUUCUUAAAGGCCAAGGCUGCCUAUGCGUUGGGUAUUCAUCACUCGGAUGGCAAUGAUUUGGUGUUGGCCGAAAAGUUCUUUUUCGAGACACUCUACAUUAUCGAUAAUAUCCGUCAACCUAUUGUUGGAUUGCCACCAGUACUCUCAGAGUUGGCUGCCAAUGCUUCGUUGGGAUACGCCGGUGUGCUACUCGACAACUACAAGUACCAAUACGCCAUUGUCAGCUUUGACAAUGCCCUUCUCAUCUACAACAUCCGUAAAAAGAAAGAGUAUGGUACACUGUUGCGUAGAGUGGCCGCGUUGGCAAGAGAAAACGAUGAUAUCAACGCUGCCAUCUACUAUUACAAGCAGAUCCUCAACAGCUAUCUCGAGGACGACCCACAGAGCAAGACCAACGAGAUUAUCUAUAUUUGCGAGGUCAUCAGCUCGCUCUACUGGGAAAAAGGAAACUACAAGCAGAGUGAGGAGUACCUCAAGGUAGUCUUUUUAAUCUUGCACAAGGGCAGCACGCCGCUUGGAGACAGUGGGUAUCGCGACACACCCAAGUUCGACAACCCUAUCUUUUUCAACCUGCAUAUGAAGCUUGCCAACCUCUACCUCGAAAGCUACCACAUUGAACGUGGUCUCGAGCUACUCGUCACUAUGCGCAAACAUAACCUCCCACACGGCAAGCUCAACUCGCUGCUCUUUUUAUUGGCCAAGGUGUAUACCAAGAUGGAGUGGUUUGAUGAGUGUACAGGUGUUCUCAAUCAACUCGAGAAUGACGAGUCGGGUAGCGGCAUCCAGACGAGUGGAAGUAGUCCGUUGGGAUUACCGUUGUUUGGUGGAGCUGCCAAAAGCUUUAACGCUGGUCCACCAGGUGGCAGUCAUAUCCCCAGUCCAUUGCACGCCAACCCGAUGAAGACAUCGUAUCAAGGUGGUAGUGGAAACAACAAGAUUGAACGUAACCUCAAGUACUGGGAACUCAACUGUCUCAACUACUACCACAGUAACAAGUUUGCAGAGGCACUUGUAUGUGUAGAAUGCGCAAUAGAGUCGUGUCCACUUGGUAGUUUGAAUGCACGUGGACAAUACUUUUACAUUCGUGGAAAGAUUCUCCAGAAACUCGUGUCAUUUGCCAAUGUCACAUUGAUCAACUUCCCCACAACACUACGUCCAACAUCUGAUGACCUGAAGGAGAUUGUCGAGACGCUCACCCCUGCACCAUCAUACACAUGUACUGGUGACCUCAUUCAAGAGGGAAUUGCAUCGUUUAAACGCGCCUAUCACUAUUUCAAAUCGAUUGGUGAUGAUGUCAAGAUUCAAAAGACAGUUUCACGUAUUGCCGAGGUCUACCUCGACCGUGUGUUUGCACCAUGUAUGCUGCUGCACUAUCCCUUUUAUGAUGUGGCCCGUCUGCCUUUCUUUGGCCCAUCCAAGUUUAUCCAAAAGGAUGGAGAGCAACAAGACGACCAAAAGAAGCGUAGUGCCAACAAACAACCCAAGAAACCAGCUGCCGAAACGCCCUCGAUCAACUCUGAGGUGAAAGAGUUUUACAUCACCUUUGAGAUGAUUGAGAACCCAGCUACACUGGCCAUGGACGUCAACAUUGACACGUGCAACAUUGUACAGCUACUCAAGAGCUACCUCAACAUGGCCGAGCUCAAGCUACUUCAGGGUGACCGCGACUUGGCCAUCUCAUACUGGACCGAAACACGCAACCUCUAUUAUAACCUCUUUUUCGACGGUCCGUUGCUAAUUGGUCGUGGUGCGCCUCUACAGUUCCUCAAGAAAGUGUAUUCAGUGGCCAAGCGUAUGAUCCGCUUCCUCUUUGCAUUUGAUCAAGAGUUGAUCAACAAGAAUUUAAUGUUGGUGGACAGUUACCUCUCGUUGGAGAUUGAUAUUUCGCAGGCAAAGAAACGUCCUAUCGACUUUAACAAACCAUUGUCAUAUGACUCUAAUCCACAGAUUGGCAAGAUCUACAUGCCCUAUCUUGGCAAGGCAUAUACUAUUGGACGUAACUUUAAAAAGACUGGUCGCAUGGAAGUGUCAUUGUCACUCGACAAGGGUGUCGAUGUCAUGUCGGGCAGUCCAACAGGCGCAAACAGCGCAGGCAACCGUCUAUCCGCCAAGAUCUCUAACCUCACCUUUACCGAAAAGACAAAGGAUGAGGAAAAGACCAUCAACACGGGUGACGAAGUAGGCGAGAAGAUCUGGGGAUCAUUCCAUGCCAUCAAGAAUGAAAUGAGAAAGUAUUCAAUUGGCAAGAUCAAUCAAGAAGAGUUGGCAUCACGCAACAAGCUGACUAUCAAGCAGAUCCUCAAGAUAUUAAAUUCUUACAAGAAUCAUCAACAACAAAACACCUUGCUCAACCAUAGUACUAGUACAGGUAGUUAUGGUCAUACUGGUGCAGGUUCACCUGGUUUGGCGGUUGGCGGAGUAUCUCCGUCUUUCCAAUCGGUCAACAGUUUGGCAACACUCUUUAGAAGCCAGACCAAGUUGAAUCUUUCACAGAUGGCAGAAGGACGUAACAGAACGCCAAGUAACGCUGGUAACAGUAGUGGAACGAUCAAGAACUUGUCAAACCGUUACGAAGAGUUGUCGUUUAAUAAUACUCCCACAAAGAUCAACGCAACGCUACAGAAAUUAGUUUACUCGCUACAGGUUGACAAUUACUUUAUCCAUUAUGUGCCGACGAGUGGACGCAAGAGAUUUAAUCGUAUUGGUGGAUCGGAAGAGUUGACACCACUGACUCCACCAACUAGCUUGCUCUAUCUCCAGAUUUACCUGUUGAGUAAUGCUACAGAGCAUGUGUCGUUUAUUGUGUCGUCAUUGAUCACACUCGAACGUAUUCUUAUGUUUUUGUGUAACCGUCCAUACUGGGCAUCGACGCCAUCUGCAGAAGACGCUGCCAAAAAGAAGAGUUUCUUUGGUUCGUUUAGCCGCUCAACCGGUAAUAACAGUCUAAAGAGCGCACCCAAGUUUAUGGAAAAGACUGUCAAUUUCCACAAUGAGUUGAUUGGAUUCUUAAACUCGACGAUUGGGCCACCACAGAGUGAUGAGGAUCAUCUAAGCGAUUCACCACCUCAAGAGCGUUCCGACAGCCAUCACCAUCACCCCAACCAUCAUGGACCGGGUACGCCGACCACUGGCGGGCUCGGAUUGGGCGGUCCGUCGCACCAGCACACCAAUACGCAUCCCAACCUACCACUGGCCCCAUCGCGAGGUGUCAAGUUGUCGCUCGACCCCGAGCAGAGAAGUGAAGACCAUGGUCGUAGUAUGAGUGUCGGUUCAGGAUCGGUCGCCAGAAAGGUAUAUAACCACCAACAGUUGUCAUUACUCUCGAUGGCCAAGCGUAUGGUCAAGAGCGAAGAUCCCGCCUACUCCAAGGCAUUCGUAUCGAUUGAUCAGUUGUCAACACAAAUCUGCAAGAUCUUUUCGCACCGUGAGAUGCGUGAGUGUUCAGAGCAAAAUCCAUUGCAAUUGUUCCUCUUUGUAAACUCUAAUGAGCAACGCAAGUCACUCACCUCACUCGACACACCCUCUGACAAGACCAAUGACCAAGCCAUCAAAUUCUCGCCAGAGAUUAUUGCAUCACUCGCACCACUACUUUCACUCGUACCUCCCAAGGAUCCAGCUCAAGAAGAUGCCGAACGUAACAAGAUUGUGUCGGAACUUAAAAACACAACCUUUGCAUCGUUGUUUGAAAUAUUGCCACUCGAAAAGGAGAAACAACCCCACCAACAACAACAGCAACAUCAACAAAAGAAGCCAACCAAGAGCUUUGUCUUUUUUGGAAAGGAGAGCAAGUCAGAGCAACCAAUCAUUCCAUCUACCAAUGUCUCUACCACCCCUCUCUUUUUUAUCUGCUCCAAGAGUCUACAGGUAUUCCCAUGGGAAUUGAUUAUUCCCGAUUUCAUUGUUCGUUACCUCACCCUCUACGAUUUGAUGAAAACAAAUUACAUUACAGAAAAUGACGAUGAAGAACCAGAUACUCGAUCAAUCCCUGUAUUUAUCAACUGUUGCAACUCUGUCACUGAUAAAUCUCACUUUAUCGAUCAUAUUAAAAAAGAUAAUUCUGUUAAAUUAAUGAAUUAUAAUUUAUUUAGUUGUACCAAUAAGUCAUCAAUUAAAUUAUUAAAUGAUAAUCAUCCAUAUCUUUCACCAUUAAUUAAAUUGGGAACCAAACCAAGUGUAGUUAGAAAAAAGAACAAAUAUUUGGACUUUUUCGAUCUUUCGGCAACAAGAAUCUCUGGCAUUACAAAGUUUAUAGAAGAUUUUACAGAUACUAUUCAUUUCCCUAUCCUUUUAUUUGCAUAUAAUGAUUUAGUAGAUUUAUCUCAAUUACCAUUAUUUAUUUUAAGGAAUAAACAAGCAUGUAAUGUAUUAUUUAUUCCAGCAUCAAAACAAAAAGAAAUAAUGAGUAGAUUAACAAAGAUAUAUGAUCUACAUUUGAAACAAAGUAUAAAGAAUUCUUCAUCUGCAAAUAUCCUUCAACAACCAUCUCAACAACAACAACAGCAUCAACAAAUUAGUGUACAAAAAGAACGUUAUCAAUUCCUUAUUUCAGCCAUUCAAACCAUCAAGGAAGAGUUUAGUACCCCAAUCGUCUUUUUCAAUCCAACCUUCUUUUAUCAACAAUAA